Olea europaea var. sylvestris is the source of this 3242-nucleotide messenger RNA. Its product is annotated as translation factor GUF1 homolog, mitochondrial. Lineage: Eukaryota; Viridiplantae; Streptophyta; Magnoliopsida; Lamiales; Oleaceae. The record is from RefSeq and is a predicted model, not a curated record. The transcript is spliced from 11 exons. The coding region runs from base 920 to 2920 and encodes 666 amino acids. Gene Ontology annotation, biological process: positive regulation of translation. Gene Ontology annotation, molecular function: GTP binding; GTPase activity; mitochondrial ribosome binding. Gene Ontology annotation, cellular component: mitochondrion.
ACAAUACAAAACUGUUGCUGUUUGCCACUGCAGUGACCACCAACUCCAACGCUACCACCAUCAACAUCACGGCUAGCAACACUACCUCAUAUACUAAAAAUCACAACCACUAUCUCAAUCACACCACAUGCACCAAAAAAAUCUCCAAAUCCGAUGCAAUCGUCGCCACCACUUCAUCACUACCACUGCCUUAUGAACAAUAACCACCACGACCUCUUCAAUUUCACGACAGUCAGCAGUCCAAUAGUGGUGUCGCAGUAGCACCUUUGUGUGCAGUGGCGAUGGGCCUCAACCAAUUGAAAAUACGACCAAAGAAAAACACAUAUAGAUACCAGUCACAGUCACAGCUCGCAUCAGAUUUCAACCAUGACCUUCGGCGAGGCUGAACCAAUAAAGGAGCAAGAGGUAAAAGGCUGAACUGGGAGAGAUCUCUCUAGCAGCGCUCGUCGUCAUCUCUCUAGCAGUGCUCGUUGCUACACACCAAUUAAGCCACCAGUCGCUUGUCCGACGAUGAUGGGUUCUUGUUGUGUUGGUCGGAGCAGCUCUCUCGUCGACUGCUGAAGUCUGAAUUGAUGGAAGGAGAGAGGAAGAGGGAGGGGCAAGUCGGCAAAUGUAGAGAGAGAGGAAAAUGAAAAUAAACUAGGAUUGGAUAAAAUUUGUAUUUUAAUAUUUAAUAUUUAAAAUAUCUUAUUUUUGAACCGGGAAGCUUUUACUAUGAUUUUAGAGUAAUUAUCUUGAGAAGUAAGUGGGGAUGUAGUUUCCACUUUGACGAUUCUAGCUCAAAUCGCAGAAAACUGGAGAGAACACCCACCCCCCGCGCCCACCCCGCGGGGUCAUUGCCAACGUGACGAAACAAGAACCCUAAUUCAAAACCGUCACCGCUCGGCUAAUUUUCCCUCCAUUCACAAACCCCCCAAAAAUGUCUUCUCUGUACAGAGCAUCGAAAGCUCUCAAAUUAUGCAGGGCAACACCGACUUCUUUUUCUAAUAAUAAUUACACCAGCAGAUUAAGUUCAACGUGCUAUUUGGAUUCUAUUUUGGAGUGGACUCAAAGUGCAUUUUUCGCCACGCAUUCUAGCCAUAAUGCUAAGCCAACCAUAGACUUGUGUCAGUACUCCUCUGAUAAGAUCCGGAACUUUUCCAUUAUUGCCCAUGUUGAUCAUGGCAAGUCGACACUGGCCGACCGGCUUUUGGAGCUCACUGGAACCAUCAGAAAAGGCCACGGACAACCCCAGUACCUCGACAAAUUGCAGGUAGAGCGAGAGCGGGGAAUAACUGUCAAGGCUCAGACAGCAACUAUGUUUCAUAAGCACAGCUUCCUUGGCACUGAAACAGAAUUUUUAAUGAACCUGAUUGACACACCUGGGCAUGUGGAUUUCAGCUAUGAAGUAUCAAGGUCUUUGGCAGCUUGCCAGGGUGCCCUUCUUGUUGUUGAUGCAGCUCAAGGCGUCCAGGCACAAACUGUUGCUAACUUUUAUCUUGCUUUCGAGUCAAACCUCACAAUAAUUCCUGUUAUAAACAAAAUUGAUCAGCCAACAGCUGAUCCAGAUCGUAUUAAAGCGCAGCUGAAGUCUAUGUUUGAUCUUGAUCCAAGCGAAGCUCUAUUAACAUCUGCCAAAACAGGUCAAGGUCUGGAGCAGGUCCUUCCCGCUGUAAUAGAGAGAAUACCUCCUCCUCCCGGGAAGAGUAAUUCACUGUUACGUAUGCUUUUGUUGGAUUCAUAUUAUGAUGAAUACAAAGGAGUUAUCUGCCAUGUAGCAGUUGUUGACGGUGCUCUUCAAAAGGGUGAAAAGAUUUCAUCUGCUGCAACUGGUCAAUCCUAUGAAGUUUUGGACGUCGGUAUCAUGCACCCUGAACUGAUCCCUACUGGGGUGCUUCUAACAGGGCAAGUGGGAUAUAUUGUCAGUGGCAUGCGUUCAACUAAAGAGGCCCGUGUUGGUGAUACUCUUUAUCAUACUCGAAGCACUGUAGAGCCCCUUCCAGGUUUCAAGCCAGCCAAACAUAUGGUAUUCUCUGGUCUAUAUCCAGCUGAUGGAUCUGAUUUUGAAGCACUUAAUCAUGCCAUUGAGAGACUCACUUGCAAUGAUGCGAGUGUCUCUGUUACCAAAGAGAGUAGUUCAGCACUUGGCUUGGGAUUCAGGUGUGGUUUCUUAGGCUUACUCCACAUGGAUGUUUUUCAUCAGCGGCUUGAGCAGGAACACGGAGCUCAUGUGAUUUCCACUGUUCCUACUGUGCCAUAUAUUUUUGAGUAUGCAGAUGGGAGCAAAAAGCAUAUUCACAAUCCUGCUACAUUGCCGUCAAAUCCUAAACAGCGUGUGACAGCUUGUUGGGAGCCUACCGUAACAGCAACAAUUAUAAUUCCUAGUGAGUAUGUGGGCUCUGUUAUAACUCUUUGCUCUGAACGGCGAGGGGAGCAGUUGGAACACUCGUUUAUUGACAGUCAAAGGGCUUUCAUGAAGUAUCGAUUACCUUUGAGGGAAAUCGUUGUUGACUUUUACAAUGAAUUAAAGAGUAUAACUUCGGGAUAUGCAUCAUUCGAUUACGAGGAUGCAGACUAUCAGGACUCCGACUUGGUGAAACUCGAUAUCCUCUUAAAUGGACAACCAGUGGAUGCAAUGGCAACUAUUGUUCAUAGAUUGAAGGCGCAGCGUGUUGGCCGUGAACUUGUGGAGAAGCUGAAGAAAUACAUAGACAGGCAAAUGUUUGAGAUAACCAUACAAGCUGCUAUUGGAUCAAAGGUCAUUGCAAGGGAAACGGUUUCGGCUAUGAGGAAAAAUGUACUUGCAAAAUGUUACGGUGGUGAUGUAACUAGGAAAAGGAAGUUGUUGGAAAAGCAGAAAGAAGGAAAGAAGCGCAUGAAGCGAAUUGGCUCUGUUGAUAUACCCCAAGAGGCUUUUCAUGAGCUGCUAAAGGUUUCAUGAAGAAAAGAGGAUGUAAUAGGGCCUGAAGUACAUGUAUCCAAUUACUUCGUUAUUAACUCAAAAUGAUUCCUCUCAAUAGGUAUUGAGUGCCAAUAGAAGGCAUCCCAGUUUUUGAUUUGCCAGGAAAAGUUGAUUUAGUAUAAAUGUAAAAUAAUAUAUAUAUAUUUUUUUCUCCUGAACUAUUACUAUAACUUCCUCAGCAAAUAAUUUAUAUGUUUGCUGACACCGGGGAAAUGUUGGACAGUGGGUGUAAUGUCUCUGUAUGAUUUUCUGUAAAUGACACUCAAAGAUUUAUUUAUAUGAUGAAGCAUGGUAAUUUUCA